Elaeis guineensis (African oil palm) is the source of this 800-nucleotide messenger RNA. RefSeq names its product mavicyanin. Gene Ontology annotation, molecular function: electron transfer activity. The record is from RefSeq and is a predicted model, not a curated record. Gene Ontology annotation, cellular component: plasma membrane. Lineage: Eukaryota; Viridiplantae; Streptophyta; Magnoliopsida; Arecales; Arecaceae.
UCUCCCAUGUGCUCCUGCUGGCUUCCAGAGAGGGAGGCUGGGAAAGUAACAAAACAAAGAGAGAAAAAGAGGGGCCGCUUCUAUUCUUCUAUCGCUCGGUAAUUAUCUCAGCGCUCAUCCUAGAGAAUAUUGGAAGCACUGCGGCGGCGAAUGGCGAUGGCGACGCCUCUCCUCCCUCUCCUCCUCCUCCUGCUCACCUUAGCCACCGUCUCCGCCGACAAAUUCACCGUCGGCGACUCCAAGGGCUGGAAUCCGGGCGUCAACUACACCGUGUGGGAGAAGAAGAAUCGCCCCUUCCACGUCGGCGACUGGCUCGUGUUCUACUAUCAGGAGGGGAUGGCGGAUGUGGUGGAGGUGGACGAGGUGGCGUACAACAAGUGCGACGCGUCCAACCCAAUCACCAACUACAGCAAGGGAAGGAGCUUCGCCUUCGAGCUCAAUCACAGCCAGAUGUAUUACUUCAUUUGUAGUUAUGGCUACUGCUACCAGGGGAUGAAGCUCGCCAUCAAGGCCGAGCCCCUCACCCCGCCGUCCUCUCCUCUGUCCCAGAAGACCUCCAGCGCACCAUCUAUUGUUCCAAGAUCCGCCGCCGCCGUUACUCUCGCCUCCGCCGCCGCCGCCCUUACCGCUCUGCUCCGGUUAGUGUAAAAGGAAGGGCAUUUCGUACUUCCCCUAUUUUCGUUUUUUUCGUUUUGUCUUUCAUUGAAUGGAUGUUGUUUGCGAGAGAACGAGAGCGAGCGAGCGUGAGGAGUUGGUUUGCCAUCUGAAAUUUGAAUAGAAAGAUAUGAUGUUUUUUUUUU